UGAGAAGUUAUUGACUAUUAUUGCUCAUUCGAAAAGCGCACCUCACGCGUGUUCAUGUAUAGUGCUUUUGUGUGAAAAUAAUACAUUUUAAUUCUAAAGGUUUUAAGUGCUUUUAUAAUGAAUUUUCGCACUUUUGUUCUCAUUGUGGUUUUUGCUCUUUUUGGAAAAUCUAAAUCAGAGAAUGAUGCAAAGAUCGAUCCGCGUAUUAUAAAUGGCGUAGAGGCUCCCGUGGGGAGAACAAAAUUUCAAGUUUCCAUACGACUAAAGGCACAUGAUCGAGUUUUCGGAAGCGGCCAUAUUUGCGGAGGUUCGCUCAUUGGACCGAAUAAAGUGCUGACAGCCGCACAUUGUCUCUACAAUUCAGAUAGAAAGCGUUACCGCAAGGCGAGCGAAUUUAUUGUUGUAAUGGGCACACAGAAUCGCUACACACGUGUCAAUGGUACUAUUGUCUCAGGCGUCAGCUCGAUUGCCUAUAUGAACUCCUUUAGUUUGGAUACUAUGCGUGAUGAUGUUGGCGUAAUGUUUCUGCAGACUGGUUUGCCAGUAAACAAAACACAUCUAACAGUUGCGCCGAUUGGGCUAAGUAAUUACUCGAUACCGGCGGGUACGCAAUGUCAAGUUUCAGGAUGGGGUAAAACUUCGCAGGGUGUCCUAUCCACAAAUCUGAUGAUGGCCAAUGUGAGCAUUAUACAGCAAACUAUUUGUAAGGUCUCCUACGGCAGUGGACUUCUCCAAGGUAUGCUGUGUGCCGGAGUCUUGCUAGGCGGCACGGAUUCUUGUCAGGGUGAUUCGGGUGGUCCGCUUAUAUGCAACAACGAACUGGUCGGUAUUGUGUCUUGGGGCACUGGUUGUGCGCAACCUGGUUUUCCUGGUGUCUAUACUAAUGUUACCUACUACCGGAAUUGGAUAGAGAGCCGGAGUGCUGCAACGAUAGUGGGGCUAAAAAUCAGUAUUUUAGCGUUAAGUGUUUCACUGGCGCUAAGUAAUUGCUUCAAAUAAAGUAAAUUAUUUAUUUAUUUACAUAAAUA
Molecule: messenger RNA, 1028 nt
Organism: Rhagoletis pomonella (apple maggot)
Lineage: Eukaryota; Metazoa; Arthropoda; Insecta; Diptera; Tephritidae
Product: trypsin alpha-3
Exons: 4
Coding region: 118-999 (293 amino acids)
Biological process (GO): proteolysis
Molecular function (GO): serine-type endopeptidase activity
Source: RefSeq, a predicted model, not a curated record